Molecule: messenger RNA, 1011 nt
Organism: Branchiostoma belcheri (Belcher's lancelet)
Lineage: Eukaryota; Metazoa; Chordata; Leptocardii; Amphioxiformes; Branchiostomatidae
Product: UPF0598 protein CG30010-like
Exons: 3
Coding region: 97-747 (216 amino acids)
Source: RefSeq, a predicted model, not a curated record
UAGGUCAUAGGUCACAAAUGUUUAGUUGCGCAAGUGGGUGUCGUCUGUUGGAUGUGUUUUCACGAAUUUUGAAGACAGAAAGCCAUAAAAACAACUAUGUGGUGCAUAAUCAGACGUUCUAGCGUGCAAGUGUUCAGAAGAGCGUCUCGUGCGCUGAGUUAUGUACAGGGACAGGCACCGGAACCAAAAGUUCGGGAGUAUUUCUACUACAUCGACCACCAGGGACAGUUGUUCAUGGACGACACCAGAGUCAAGAAUUUCAUCACCUGUUUCAAAGAGAAGAAGUUCCUGGAAUUCUUCUUCAAGAGACUGAAGAUGAACGACAUGACCAGGUACUCGGAGGACUUCCCGUAUCUCUCGCCUUGUGGUCGAGAGCGAAACUUCGUACGCUGCGACGACCGUCCUAUCGUCUUCUCCCACAUCCUGGAACCGACGGAUGACACCGAGGGGCCCGUGUUGUCGUACAACGGUGGAGGGGACAAGCUCACAUUUCCUUUUCACCCGGACAAACUGUGUAUGUUGCCACGUAGCGGGCGCGUGUACCACCCGGCACCAGAGAAGGUUGGAGGGGUGGGGCUGGUCAAGUCCAGCCUGGCUAUAGAGCUGAGCAGAGACUUCAAGUUCGGAGAGGAGGGGGAGUACGCCCCGCCGGUGGCGUUUACGUGGAAAGGGCAGGAGGUCCCGCUAACCAACGAACUGUGGGAACUCAUGACGGAUGAAGAGAAAAAGGAACUGAGAGCAACUUGACGGAAAAGUGUUUCGACAAGCCAGACGUUUGAGGCUAGAUGACACUUUAGAGGCACCGCUUCAAAUAUCUGCAGCUAAUUCUCUAGUAGAAAUUGGACAGGAUCCCUAAACAACUUUCAGUUAAAAACUAAUUCUGUUACAAAAUACAAGCACCAUGAUCAUGCAAUCAACUUUUUUUUUGGUUUCCUUCUAUGAUGAGAGCUGUGCUAACUGUAAAUUACUUUAGUUCAAGGUCGUGAUGCAAGGUUUCAAAAAAUUCAUGCA